AUGGAUGAUAAAGCAAAAGAUCUGAAAGAUAGUGGUGAUUCGGCCAAUAAUUCACUCAUCUUAGAGAUUGGCCGUGAUCUCUCAAUGGAGUGUUUAGCGUGCUGUGCCAGGGUAGAUUAUGGUAAAAUUUUGAUGGUGAAUCGUAGUUUCAAGUCCGUUAUCUUAAGGGGAGACGAGCUUUAUAAGCUAAGGAGGAAGUUAGGCAUCAUUGAGUAUUGGGUUUACUUUUCAUGUAAUCAUGCGGAAUGGGAGGCCUUCGAUACAAUUGGGCAUCAAUAUCAGGGUUUACCACCCAUUCCAGCUAGUGAAUGCUUCAAUGUAGUAACAGACUCGUGGGUGGAUGGAGUGACUCCAAACAGCCUAAGAUACCUAUUUGCCUCUGGCAGCCUCGGCGAGAUUGCUAUCGUGGCUGGUGGUUGCGAUUCAGAAGGAAAGAUACUAGGCUCUGCAGAAAUGUAUGAUUCAAAUAAAGGAAUGUGGCGAGCUCUCCCGAGUUUAAAUACACCAAGGAAAUCGUGUUCAGGUGUGGUUAUGGACGAGAGAUUUUAUGCAAUUGGGGGGAUCGGUCUUGGGGAAAAAAGUGUAGACGGUGAAGUUGGCAACCCGAAAGUGCUUACUUCCGGCGAGGUAUUUGAUAUGAAGACAAACCUUUGGGUGGAAAUUCCAAAUAUCCUUCCUGGACACAUUGUAGAGGGAGUUGAUGAGUAUGCUCAUGCAUCCACGAAGUCGCCUCCUUUACUUGCUGUUGUGAGGAAUGAGCUAUACGCGGCAUAUCACGAGGAAAUGCUACUGAAGAAAUACAACAUGAGCAUGAAUGUUUGGACAACAAUCGGUAGGUUACCGGAAAAUGCCUCCUUGACUAAUGGUUAG
Messenger RNA from Oldenlandia corymbosa var. corymbosa, 870 nucleotides. The record is from the annotation of a GenBank genome assembly. Lineage: Eukaryota; Viridiplantae; Streptophyta; Magnoliopsida; Gentianales; Rubiaceae.